This is a messenger RNA of Xylaria bambusicola, 897 nucleotides long. RefSeq lists its product as uncharacterized. The record is from RefSeq and is a predicted model, not a curated record. The coding region runs from base 1 to 897 and encodes 298 amino acids. The transcript has 3 exons. NCBI's taxonomy places the organism in Eukaryota, Fungi, Ascomycota, Sordariomycetes, Xylariales, Xylariaceae.
AUGCAGCAGAGUCUCUUCUCUCUCGCCGCGCUCGCCGCGAGUCUGUUCUCGGCUUUGGCAACUGCCCAAUGCGCCCGCGAGACGCUUGUAGCCGCAACGAACAAACUUCUUGAGGCGCAGACCUCUGGAAAGCCAGAGGCACUGGGCCCGCUUGAGGGUGUGGCAUAUCUCGAGCAGUUCAAGAAGGCGGAUGCAACUAAGGGAAUCCUCAUUAAGCCGCUAGCGAUCGACUUCAACCGCAGCCUGCACGACACGGUGCAGUGCACAACGUACACAGAGAUGAUCUCCGCCAAGGGGUCGCAUCCCUAUGUCAUCGGCACGCAGAUGCACUUCACACCUGAGGGCGUGCUCACCAACUUCAGCUCGCUCGUGACGGACCAGGGCGACUGGCUCUUCAAUGCCACGGGCACACUCUACGUAUGCUAUCCCUGGAGUCAUCUUCUUCCUAUUCAAGACACUCAUGGAGGCCAUAAUGACCUGUUAGAGCCACAAGCCAUGUCUUGGGAGUUAACAGGACCCCUCAAACUCGCACCUUGGGCGUCGCGGGAGAAGUGGGACGUCAUUCCCGAGGACCAGCGCGAUUCUCGCGAGACUAUUAAGGCUGCCGCCGAUGCCUAUGCUGAUAUAUUCAACAACAAGACCGUCAAGGUUCCCUGGGGCACACCCUGCGCCCGCCUCGAGGGCGGUAUGUAUACGGGUAGUGGUUCUGCUAAUGAUAGGUGCGAUGUAGGAAUUCCCAAUGGUGUGAAACUGGUGAACCGUCGCUACGUGAUUGAUGAAACAAUCGGAGCAGUUGAUGUGUUUAUUGACUUUGCUACGGUUCCCGAUAGCCACGAAUUUCGGGUUGAGAAAGGCAAGAUUCGCUACGUACACACGCUUACUGUGAUGGGUGGUUGA